AACGAGAAACGAGUCGUUAGGAGGAUGCGUAGCCUCCUUCCGCCGCUUAACUUUCUUACUCUCCAUUAUCUAUAUUUCAUUAUCAUGGGCUUGCUAUGGAGCCUUAUAUUUUGGGCCUCUUCCGAACCAGCUAAGACCAUCACCUAUACUGAUUCGCUAUUCUUGAGCCUCAGUGCUAUGACCGGAGCCGGCUUGAAUACUGUCAACCUUUCCACCCUAAAUACAUUCCAGCAGGUUGUCCUGUUCUGCUUGAUACUACUCGGUCAUCCCAUUUUGAUCUCAAGCACCGUCCUUUUUGUACGCAAACGCGCUUUCGAAACAAAAUUUCGUGGGAUUGCCGAGGAGCAUGCACAGAGAUGUUUAUCACUCCAACAUUCUAUUCAUCUACCUCGCAUUGGGAAAAAGAAACACGAAGCGAAAGAUUUCAAUACGUCUGACUCUAAACAGAACACACCUGAGUCACACCAAAAAGGCACCGGGGCACAACAUCAUCUGGCAGUCCUCCGGCUCAAAGUAGCGAAUAAAGAUGUGUCUUCUGAAACUCCGUGUCAGGAUCCCGAUACAAUUGGGUGGGUCGAUGAUGAUCAAAUCACUAUCAGCACCACUGCCCGUGAAAGGAACAGGCAUCGCGUCUUCCCGAUGGCUGGCAUUGGUGCGCACCCAGAUGCAAAAGACCCCAAAGAUGCAGUUCCUAGUUCAUUUAUUGACGAUGAACGGCGUCCAUCACUCAUCAAAAAUGCCAUCCGAGGCACUCAAAAAUAUUUUCUCUCGAGGGGCUUCAUAUCACGCAACUCUCAAUUCCAUGGUCUCACUGUCUCUGAUCGUGAAAAACUGGGUGGCGUGGAGUAUAAAGCCAUCUCGUUCUUGUCCGUCGUCGUCCCCUUGUACUUUUUAUUGUUCAACAUUCUCGGUGCUGUAGGAAUCGGGGCAUGGAUAACUGCUUACCGACCCGCUGUUGCGCGUGUCAAUGGCUUGAACCCAUUCUGGACCGGGGCCUUUUUUGCCGUUUCUGCAUUCGGGAAUAACGGAAUGUCUCUUCUAGACGUCAAUAUGACUGCCCUGCAGACCAGUGUCUAUGUUCUUCUGACGAUGGGAUUCCUUAUCCUUGCGGGAAAUACACUCUAUCCUUGUUUUCUUCGUCUUUCCAUCUGGGCAAUUAGACGUCUGCUUCCCACAACGUUAUGGUUUGAAGAGUGGAGUCGGCAUACCUGGUACUUGCUUGCUACAGUUAUAUUACUGAAUGGAAUCGACUGGGCGGGGUUUGAAUUGCUCUCCAUCGGAAACACGAGCAUCCGAAAUCUAGGUGCCUAUCGCGUUAUAGACGGACUGUUCCAAGCCUUCGCCGUGCGAUCCGGUGGUUUUUAUGUCGUCACAAUUGCCAAUUUGCACCAGGGGUUACUGGUUCUUUAUGUGCUGAUGAUGUAUAUCUCGGCACUCCCUGUACUGCUAAGUAUUCGAAACACCAAUGUCUAUGAGGAACGCUCUCUAGGCAUCUACGCGGACGAUCAUCUCGCUGAGGACCAACGGCACCACGCUUCAUUAGGCACCAUCUUUGGUCACGUCAAGAGUCUAUUUACGUCAUUCGGCAGUGACCAAAGGGGGGGAAAUGCCAGGCAAGAUGACGAGAACAAGGCCUCGCGCAGCUACUUUGUCCGUCAACAACUACGAUCACAACUGAGCCAUGAUAUCUGGUGGAUUUGUCUUGGGGUACUAUUUAUCAGCAUUGCAGAGGGGCCUUCAUACUCGAGAGACCCGGUAACUUUCUCCACAUUCAAUAUUAUCUUCGAGGUCGUUUCGGCCUACGGAUGCGUGGGUCUCACCGUGGGCCUGCCGGACCAGAACUAUUCGUUUUCGGGUAGCUGGAAUGUCAUUAGCAAACUCAUCUUGGUCGCUGUCAUGCUACGUGGACGCCAUCGUGGACUUCCAGUUGCUAUUGACAAGGCUAUUAUGCUACCGGACGAGUCGCUAGCUUGGGCUGAAGAAGAGGACGCGGCAUUGCGGUUGGAGCGUUCAAAGACGUGGAACAGGGCACAUGGCGGUCCAAGAGGAAUGGAAAUUGUGUGA
This is a messenger RNA of Talaromyces rugulosus, 2064 nucleotides long. RefSeq lists its product as uncharacterized. The transcript has 4 exons. Gene Ontology annotation, biological process: potassium ion import across plasma membrane; intracellular potassium ion homeostasis. Lineage: Eukaryota; Fungi; Ascomycota; Eurotiomycetes; Eurotiales; Trichocomaceae. The record is from RefSeq and is a predicted model, not a curated record. The annotation marks the transcript as partial. Gene Ontology annotation, cellular component: plasma membrane. Gene Ontology annotation, molecular function: high-affinity potassium ion transmembrane transporter activity.